AUGUAUCACCCACGUCCCAGGCACAACCAGGAACCCGGAGCUCUGCUUGCCCAGCACUGCGGGAGCGCCGUACUCAGUACUCGCUGCAACAGGCGCCUGACAAGCCUGCCCCGAGGUCAUCGAUACGUUCGUUUCGUCCCCCAAAACCAGCUCAGAGAAGAUGACGGGGGACGCGUUCUGGCUGUCUUCACCCUCGUCGUUCAACGUUGGUUUGGACUCUCCACAACUAGCGGCAGCACAAGUCACCCUCGCCGCCCUUGCCCCCUGGUGGGAAUAAUGGCAAACGAUUGUACUGUGGUCUGCAGGCCUUUUGCCCAUCUUCUCCUCCUUGCCGGCGCGCGGGUCGAAACAAGAACAACCGGCGAUGACAGACGUUGCCUCUCUUGCCAAUCAUCCACCAGAUUCCCGAUUUCCGCCCCCUAUCAAUGCGCAAUCGAUGGGGGAGAGUGA
This is a messenger RNA of Colletotrichum tamarilloi, 450 nucleotides long. RefSeq lists its product as uncharacterized. The record is from RefSeq and is a predicted model, not a curated record. The transcript has a single exon. NCBI's taxonomy places the organism in Eukaryota, Fungi, Ascomycota, Sordariomycetes, Glomerellales, Glomerellaceae. Bases 1 to 450 code for a protein of 149 amino acids.